AUGCAGUACCGAAGAGUCGGGCAAACAGACAUUGAGAUAUCCCGUGUAAUUCUCGGCUGUGGUUGUUUUGGUGGUAUUGGUUCUGAACCUUCGUUAUUCGAUCAGGCUGAAAAUGAAGAGCAAGCUCACGAAAUUCUCGAUGCUGCUGUUCGUCUCGGCAUAAACACAUUUGAUACUGCCGAUGCGUAUGGUGGUGGUCGAAGUGAAUCAUAUAUCGGUACUUGGUUGAAAAAGUCCGAUGAAAAACUGCGAACUAAAGUAGUGCUUAGUUCAAAAACGUACAAUCCAAUGUUUGCUGGUGACAGUAGUGGGUUAUCAAGAGAACGAAUAUUAGAAAGAGUAGAUGGUACAUUAAAACGUUUUGGAGUCGAACGAUUAGAUAUGUAUUUGUCGCAUGAAAUGGAUGACAAAACUCCGCUUGAAGAAACUCUGACUUGCUUCGAUGAAUUACAACGAAAUGGAAGAAUACGGGCAUUUGGAGCAUCAAAUAUCAGUUGUGCAGAAUUAGAGAGGAGUUUAUCGAUUUGUGAAAGUCGAAAUUUAAAUCGAUAUGAAUGGGUGCAAAACUCCAUGUCGUUAUUGGGUUAUCAAGAGACAGAAAAAAUCUUACAAAUCUGUUCGAAACACGGCCUUGGUUUUACUCCUUAUAGUCCGUUGGCUGGUGGAUGGUUAACAGGAAAAUAUCAACGUGGUUUGCAUUAUGAAUCCGGCUCUCGUAUGUCAUUACGACCUGAUCCAUACGAAAUCUUCGUUCAAAAUCAAGAUAGCAUAUUCGAUGGUUUAGAUUCAAUGAAAAGACUCAGUAAACAACGAUUCGGUGAUGCAAGUCUCGCUGGUAUAAGUUUAGCGUGGUUAUUAAGUGAUGAUCGAAUCACAGGAGUUAUCAUCGGACCACGUAAACCCGAACAUUUAGAACCUGUGAAAGAAGCGUUAAGUCUUCAUCUGAAUGAAACUGAUCGUGUUGAUCUUGCCCAUCUAUUUCCAAAACUAUAG
This is a messenger RNA of Adineta ricciae, 993 nucleotides long. Lineage: Eukaryota; Metazoa; Rotifera; Eurotatoria; Adinetida; Adinetidae. The record is from the annotation of a GenBank genome assembly.